This is a messenger RNA of Hippoglossus stenolepis (Pacific halibut), 1727 nucleotides long. RefSeq names its product osteocrin (gene ostn). The transcript has 5 exons. Gene Ontology annotation, biological process: hormone-mediated signaling pathway. The coding region runs from base 57 to 467 and encodes 136 amino acids. The record is from RefSeq and is a predicted model, not a curated record. Gene Ontology annotation, molecular function: signaling receptor binding. NCBI's taxonomy places the organism in Eukaryota, Metazoa, Chordata, Actinopteri, Pleuronectiformes, Pleuronectidae.
GGAACAGAGAGAAGAGACGACAGAGACGCUCCUCCUCACAGAGACUCACCCUGAAGAUGCAGUCCUGCAGAUGUUUGCUGUUGUCCUUCCUGCUGAUCAUCACGGUGCUGCACUGCAGCGUUGAAAGCUUCAGAGUCCGACAGCAGCACGUAGGCCGGCCCCUUGUGAGGCCUCUGGCAGCUUUUCGUUUCCGUCCUGGAGGAGUGAAGAGGGAAGGGGAGGAGCUAACGGCAAAGCUGCUCCUACUGGACGACCUGGUGAGGAUGGAGAAUGAUGUCAUGGAGCCAAAGAGGAAGAGGAGUUUCCCCGGCAACAACGCACCUCUGGACCGCCUGUCAGUCAGCUCCAUGGAAACCAAACAGGCAACAAACAAGCAGAGUAAAGUCGCAGAGUUGCCACGGCGACGAGUCAAUCCUCCUCCCAUGGACAGGAUUGGCAUGAGUCGCCUACCGAACAGCAGAGGAUAGGCUCCACCCCCUACCGCUGAAAGCCCGCCCCCUCUGGACAGACUCACCACAGAUGCAUGAAACAGCCAAUCACCGACUGCCAGUCACCUGCUGGGACACGCCCACCAAAUGCCUAUCGCCCGUCAAUCAUCCACCUUCGCUUCAACUGUGCACCCCCCACAGCAAUGAAUGUGCAAUGAUGCAUUCAGGUGCUGCUCCGUGAAUCCGUCACACCUGCAGAAGUGUCAGGACCAAAGAAAAGAUCGAACCAAAGUGAUUUGACUUUAAUCCUUCACGUGGUUUCCUCACGUCCACGGCAGCAGAAAGUCUUAAUACGAAUCUGGAAACAGAAACGAAAAACCUGCAAAACCUUCAUUUACUUUCUAUAAAAGAAAAACUCCUGCACUAAGACAUCGACUGCGUUUCCCUGGAAACUAACAUUCUGCGAUUAACCUGAUUCGGUAAACAUCAUCUGAAUGUUGGUGUCCGUGUAAACAUCGUUACUGAUCAGUUGGAUGAAUCUGGUCCCCAGGUUAUGUUCAAGUGAUCAGAAUAUGUCUCAUCAAAUCUCAAAACUGUUGAGGAUCAUCAGAGACCUGAAUGCAUCACAACCCCCCCCCGAGACUCUGACUGGAGGUGUCCGUCACCUCGAACUGAAAUGUCUGACACGACUUGACUUGAGUUUGUGUGUCGUAGUUUUAUGUUUUCAUUGGUGCAGCAGGUCUGUUACAGCAGGAGGAGCCGAGACGUGUCCACUGCACCACCAGGCUGCAGAUACACCACAGGCUGGGAAUCUCACCCCCCAGACCCGGGGCUCCGUCAGCUCAUGAAACCAGUUUGUUGAAACAUCCACAAUAGAAGCUUCCUCAUUAAAAACACGAAGAGAAAAGCUAAAACAUGAGCGACUGACAGAAUGUUCCUUUAAAACCAACAGACGCCUGCUGGUGCUGUUCCUUCCUGUCAGCAGCUGCAGUAAAAAACUGCAGAUUCAGGUUCUGCAGCUUCAGCACAACAGACGUGUACGAACCAUAAACACGAUUUACAGGCCGAUGACGGUGCGACACACUGGUGCGACACACUGGUGCCACACACUGGUGCGACACACUGGUGCCACACACUGGUGCCACACACUGGUGCCACACACUGGUGCCACACACUGGUGCAGUGGAGAACGUUUCCUCGUCAGAGAACUUUGCUCCUGUUCCGACCUGUUGACUCAUUCUGCUUUGAAAAUGCUUCUUAAUCUACGUGUUCUCGUGCUUAAUAAAGAAUCAAUGAUCA